Equus caballus (horse) is the source of this 3053-nucleotide messenger RNA. RefSeq names its product CD1c molecule (gene CD1C). Gene Ontology annotation, molecular function: exogenous lipid antigen binding; endogenous lipid antigen binding; lipopeptide binding. NCBI's taxonomy places the organism in Eukaryota, Metazoa, Chordata, Mammalia, Perissodactyla, Equidae. Gene Ontology annotation, biological process: immune response; positive regulation of T cell mediated cytotoxicity; antigen processing and presentation, endogenous lipid antigen via MHC class Ib. The record is from RefSeq and is a predicted model, not a curated record. Gene Ontology annotation, cellular component: external side of plasma membrane.
ACAUUCAAAAAAGGAAGAGAAGGACAGAGUGACAGAAAAGAGCAGGGGCAUGAGAAUAUUAGAUAGGGUGUUGGGAAGCCAUUAAGUUUCAUGCUUCAGUUGUAUGAAUGAGAAAAAAAAUCCCCAAGAGGUAAAGUGACUUUUCAAUGCCACACAAGACUUGUUCCGUAGCAAUUGAGUGAGGGGAAGGUGAAAAGGAUGGAAGCUCAAGAGGAGAGUCAGAACUGGAGGGGCAAUGAGUCUGAGUAGGCAGUCCAGAGAACUGAAGGGAAAUGAAAUUCUGAGUCAGUGGCCCAGAGAACUAAAGGGGAAGUGAGAGUUGAAUAGGUAAUUCAGGGUUUAGGGAAAGAGCAGGUUUUUUUCUUUUUGAAGACAAUGAUUAACGGAAAUGUUUUUCUGAUAGAAGUAGAAGCAAGUCAUAAUAGAAAUAUUGUGAGGUAGGUUUGUUUAGAACAGAAAUCAAAGACCAACUUUUCUGAGAGAAAGAAAGAACAUCUGCAAAUGAAAUGCUGUUCCUGCAGCUUCUAUUGCUAGCAGUUCUCCUCCCAGGUGGCAACAAUAAAGAUGUGGUCCAAGAAGACAUCUUGUUCCGUGUCAUCCAGAUCUCAUCCUUUGCCAACCACUCCUGGGCACAAAAUCAGGGCUCGGGUUGGCUGGAUGAGUUGCAGACUCAUGGCUGGGACAGUGAAUCAGGCACAAUAAUUUUCCUGCACACCUGGUCCAAGGGUAACUUCAGCAGUAAGGAGUUGGUAGAGCUGGAGCUGCUGUUCCGUGUCUACUUCAGUGGAUUAACUCAGAGGAUUCAAGACUGUGGCUGUCAAUUGCAGUUUGAAUAUCCCUUUGAAUUACAGGUGACAGCCGGUUGUGAGCUGCAUUCUGGAAAGACCACAAAAAGCUUCCUCCAGGUCGCUUAUCAAGGAACAGAUUUCCUGAGUUUUCAAAACAUGUCAUGGGUACCAUCUCCAGAGGGUGAGAGUAGGGCCCAGAGGGUCUGUGAUGUAAUCAAUCAGUAUGAAGUCAUCAAGGAAACAGUGUUUAAGCUCAUCAGAAACGUCUGCCCCCGAUUUGUCUUGGGUCUGCUCGAUGCAGGGAAGAUGGAUCUCCAGAGGCAAGUGAGGCCAGAGGCCUGGCUGUCUAGUAGCCCCUUCCAUGGGUCUAGCCAGCUGUUGCUGGUUUGUCAUGUCUCCGGAUUCUACCCAAAGCCUAUUUGGGUGAUGUGGAUGCGGGGUGAACAGGAGCAUCCGGGCAGUCAGCAAGGUGACGUGAUGCCCAAUGUUGAUGGGACAUGGUAUCUUCGGGUGAUCCUGAAUGUAGAUGCUCAGGAGGCAGCUGGCCUGUCUUGCCAUGUGAGGCACAGCAGUCUAGGAGACCAAGACAUCAUUCUCUACUGGGGACAUCAGCUUUCCAUGAACUUGAUCCCCUUGGCUGUGAUAGUGCCCCUAAUACUUCUAGUGGUCCUUGCAUUAUGGUUGAAGAAGUGCUGCUCAUACCAAAACAUCCAACGAGAUUCCUCACCAUGCUUCCCCCACUGCAAUGAGAACUGUACAGCCCAGGAACAUAGGACAACAGAAUAAAGUCAUCCUUUCUACUCUUCCUUUAAAUUUUUGUUUCUCUGUCUGAUUUAUAACCACAUUAAUAUAAACUAACUUAAAUUCUGGAAGUCAGUAUGGAAUGCCUUCCCCGUAAUGUCCAUUUGCCCAAUAGUACUCAACCUUCAAAGCAUAUUUCUGAUGUCACAUCCUCUAAAAAUUUUCCCUGAUCCGUAAGUGGGAAGCAGUUUCUCCCUUAUCUGAGCCCAGAUAGCACUUCAAAUGUACUCUGCUACAUAUACAAAUCAUUUCUUACCCUGCAUUGCAGUUACUUAGUUCUUUCUUCCCCUUCCAAUACAUAAGCUCCUUUGUGACAAUGAUCAUGACAAAGGUGCCUUUCCUGAGUGUGUAAUAUGUGCUCAGUGAUAAAUCAAACCAAAACAAACAAACCAUAUCCAAGUUGGAUUAACUAUCAUGUUGAUAGUCUUUUAUCAUUAUACUAAUUCCUGAUAUUGUUGUAGCAUUUGAAACAUUGAUGUUUCCCUUUUGCUUCAAUGUUUUUUACUUAGUCAGGAAAGUCCACAGUCCUUUAGCUCCCUCAUUUUCUCCCUAAACUCUUAAAGAAAAAUGCAGCUUUGCCACUUGCCAUACUUAUUUUCUAAAUACAGAAAGGCAACUCUUUCCAACUUAUUCUAAAUACAAAGAGAGAAAGUGUAUGCAGGCUGUGUUAAGGGUAGUGGGGCAGAUGUGUCAAUGAAUGGUCAAGAAAAAGGAGCAAGAGAGCUCAGGAUUAGGGUGGGAUCAAGAUAGGCGAUAUAUAUAGAAGAUUCUCCCAAGGAGUGGUGCUAUCCAAUACCCUUCACUAGAUUUUGAUUCCUUUAGGUUCCACUUGCUAAUUGUAGUGAUACGUGUUAAACACUGAAUACGAGACAGGUACAUACAACUUAUAAACUAGUGGGGGAGAAAACAACCCAGAUUGUACCCACCUGCUUAAAUUUCUAUGUUUACCACUUCAAUUUAUUUAUGUAUUAUUCACUGGUUACAUUUUUUGUUUCUUUUUAAAAAUUUUGAAUCAACUUUAUGGAUGUAUAAUUUACAUACAGUAAAACACAUUUUUUUAAGUGUACAGUUCUAUCCACUUUGACAAAUGUAUACACCCAUGUAAGAAGGACCACAAUCAAGAAAUAGAACAUUUCUAUUAUCCCAAUACCCUUAUACCCAUUUGUAGUUAAACCCACUGCAUCUUUGUACUUACUGAUAUACUUUAUGCUAGGUAAGCUUAGAGUUGUCUUUUCCAUGAUUUUAUUAAAAUGGAAUAAAGUGCAUGUACUCUUUGUAUCUGGUGUGUUUGUUUUCACCUAUCGUGUAGUUAUGUCUUCCACGUUACUUAUUAGUGUACUAGUAGUCUAUUGUUCAAUAGAAUUUCAUCUAUGAAUCUACUAUAUAUAUGUAUAUAUAUAUUUUUUUGUCCAUCUACUUUUUGGUGGACAUUUGGUUUGUUUCCAGUUAGAGGUUCUUCAAAUA